GACGACCGUCUUCCUCUUCCUCCCGUUGAUCUCAAAACCCUCCCCUUGUUGCAAUGGGCCGCCGGCGAGGAAAACGACGAUAAUUGCUCUGUCGUUCUUAACAAAAUUGAAGCGGAAGAAGAGGGAGAUAGCGACGGCGGCGACGGGAUUGUGGGGUGGCCGCCGAUUAACUUCCGGCGGAACAAGAAACAGAGGAACCAGAUGAUGGUCGUCAAUCGGCCUUCUUCUUGUUCCGGGGAAUGCGGAGCGGCGGGGCCCACGCCGUCAAUGUACGUGAAGGUGACGAUGGACGGAGUCGGGAUCGGAAGGAAGGUCGAUCUUGCACUCCACGAUUCCUUCUCUUCCCUUAGACGGCAACUCUUCGCAAUGUUCGGACUACCGGAAGAGAAUCCCUGGGACGGCGGCGCCGGCGAGUAUCAGCUUACGUAUCAAGAUCCGGAAGGCGACUGGCUAUUGGCUGACGACAUCUCAUGGAGGUAUGACAAUACACACCCGCUUAUUUUUAUACCAUUUCUUCACUUUCGAGCUUGAAAUUUGCCAAAUUCGAUUUAGAAUGUGACGGAUGCUAUCAUACUUAUAUUAUCGUUAGGUUAAUUGUUCGAAAUGUAACAAAAUAUUAUUAAAAAAAACGGAUUUUUCAUUUCCUUUUAGUUUCAUUCGUUGAUACUACAAAUUUAUAGCACAAUUUUCAACCCCCCUCUCACAAUAUAAGCGAUCUCGAUUAGUAGAUACACUUCUUGACGCUUAUCCUGUCAGCGAGUGGCAAAAUCGACCGUUCUAUGACAUAAAAUCACAUAUCCUAGUUUGGUAUCUCCUUAAAUUUCAAGAUGUUGGGUGGCAGAAAAAUGAUGAUAACAGAGUAUGGUGGUUGCAGGAGUUUUAUUGGGUCAGUGCAGCGGCUGAGGCUGAUGAGGAGCAGCAGCAGUGGCAGCAGCUGAUUGAAUUGAGGAUAGAUAGGGUCAGGAUUUGGUCCAAGUUUUGCUCACAGUACUUUUUUCUGAUCUGUAGUGUAGCAUAACUAAGCGUGUAUAGAUAUUACAGAGUCUAAUUUGUAUGUUAUUAUGAACUUGUGAUACUUGAUUUUAUAAUUUCUACAUCUAUUAUAACCA
This is a messenger RNA of Linum tenue, 1109 nucleotides long. NCBI's taxonomy places the organism in Eukaryota, Viridiplantae, Streptophyta, Magnoliopsida, Malpighiales, Linaceae. The record is from the annotation of a GenBank genome assembly.